GGUUUAUAUAACAAUCCUUUGGGCUAAGGCACUUUCUCUUCCCUUAGCACGUAUUCAGACACAGAGCGUCAAUAUGUCUUCUGAUCUACUGUGGCUUAUCACCAAAGACACUUCUUGUUUCAUCAAGAAGAGUCACGGACUAUGUCUCAACUCUGAGCCCAUGAACCUUAAGAACUUGAACUCGUUCAAGUACAGUGGUCUGUGCAACAAGAAGGCUGUCGGCAUCACGGCCGGCAAGACCGGAGUUGUACUAUCCAAGAAGACCAAGGCCGCUAAGAUCAAACCCGCCAAGGGCGUGACUAAGUCCGUCUUCAACGGAAAAAAUGGUGCCCGCCGUGUAGUCAAGUCUGUACAUGGUGAUGUUGUUGCCAACCACUACCGCUCCGAUCUUGCGGAUGUUGCCACAAGGCGAGUAAUGGCCAUCAUGCGCUCACAGAAGGCCAAGACUGGAGGUCGUGGAGGUGUCUCCAGACGUCAGGCUAUCAAGAACGCUGCCAAGUCGGAGUAAGCGUUUGAAGUAGAAAAUAAAAAAGGGUGAAACCAUUGCACUUGCACUGCCACUUGUGUAAUCGUAGUGAUCUCCACUCCUGUGCGCUGUCUACUUGUUGUCCAUGGAUGAGUUUGACUAGUAUAAAGAGUGACAUGUAUGUUCAAG
Sphaeroforma arctica JP610 is the source of this 655-nucleotide messenger RNA. Its product is annotated as ribosomal protein L28e. Gene Ontology annotation, cellular component: cytosolic large ribosomal subunit; ribosome. The record is from RefSeq and is a predicted model, not a curated record. The transcript is spliced from 3 exons. Gene Ontology annotation, biological process: translation. NCBI's taxonomy places the organism in Eukaryota, Ichthyosporea, Ichthyophonida. Gene Ontology annotation, molecular function: structural constituent of ribosome. The coding region runs from base 74 to 508 and encodes 144 amino acids.